UCCCACUCUUCGUCAUCCGCCCAAACAUCCAUGACAGCUAUAUUUGCAUGAAGCAUUUGCCAAAACAUUUAAACACGCCCAGAGCGCGCACCCCCUUCCUCUCCUCGCCUCUUGCUCGUCUCAUACACGCGCUGCCGCAUUUCUCACAAUCGUGCAAGCAAAGCUCCUCGCCGGCCUGUCGCUCGUCGGGCUCGCUCUACACUACUCUAUGCCCUCGUUCUUGUCGCAGCUGAUCCGCCCGUUCUCGUCUGCACCACUCGCCGCCAUGAACGUUCCUGCCGGUGCACAGCUGGCCACCGUGGCAGCUGGAUGCUUCUGGGGCGUGGAACACAUGUACAGGAAGGCCUUCAAGGACAAGGGCCUCAUCGACGCCAGAGUGGGCUACAUCGGAGGGGACACAGAGAAUCCUAGUUACCGGGCCGUGUGCUCUGGCCGAACAGGACACGCAGAAGCUCUGCAAGUCGUGUACGACCCUACCAAAGUGACGUACCGGGACCUGAUCGAGUUCUUCUACAAAAUGCACGACCCCACCACGGCGAACAGGCAAGGCCCCGACGUAGGCACCCAGUAUCGCAGCGCCAUCUUCUACCACAGCCCGGAGCAAGAGGAAGAGGCCAAGACGAUCACGAAGCAGGUGCAAGAGCAGUGGUGGAAGAACGGCAAGGUCACGACGGAGAUUCUGCCGGCGAAGCAGUGGUGGGACGCGGAGACGUACCACCAGCUGUACCUGGACAAAAACCCAGGAGGCUAUGAAUGCCCGAGCCAUUUUCUUCGCAACUUCCCGCCACUUUCUUGACGCGACACCACGCGUACAGCGUGGCCUUUGGUGGGAUGCUAACAGCCUGGCGUGACGAAGCCGGGCGAGGUUUUGCAAUGGGAUACCCAGUGUAGUAGUGUGUGUAGAAAAGCAAUCAAACGUUUUGCGACUCUUUCGCUCUCGAUGUAAGCUGUGAUUCUGUUCAAUCAACCCGUCCAAGGCGAG
This is a messenger RNA of Verruconis gallopava, 982 nucleotides long. Its product is annotated as peptide-methionine (S)-S-oxide reductase. Bases 209 to 796 code for a protein of 195 amino acids. The record is from RefSeq and is a predicted model, not a curated record. Gene Ontology annotation, molecular function: peptide-methionine (S)-S-oxide reductase activity. The transcript has 3 exons. Lineage: Eukaryota; Fungi; Ascomycota; Dothideomycetes; Venturiales; Sympoventuriaceae.